This is a messenger RNA of Sinocyclocheilus grahami, 582 nucleotides long. Its product is annotated as protein phosphatase 1 regulatory subunit 21-like. The transcript has 5 exons. The coding region runs from base 12 to 443 and encodes 143 amino acids. Gene Ontology annotation, cellular component: early endosome; membrane. The record is from RefSeq and is a predicted model, not a curated record. NCBI's taxonomy places the organism in Eukaryota, Metazoa, Chordata, Actinopteri, Cypriniformes, Cyprinidae.
UGUAAUGUGUAAUGAUGUGUCUGUAUUGUCAGAUCGGGAUGCUGACCAUCACUCCCUGCAGCGAGAGCGCUGCAGAUCAGGAGUCUCGUGAACAUCUGAUCAAGCAUCAUUACAUGAGCCGUGUGUCAGAGCUCACCUCUCAGCUGCAGAUGUGUGACAGUAAAGCCGUCCAGUUCCAUGCUGAGUGUCGAGCUGUGGCCAAACGCCUGGCGAUGGCAGAGAAGUCCCGCGAGACGCUGACGGAGGAGCUGAAGCUGGCUCAUCAGAACACCACGCGCUUACAGGACGAGCUCAGCACCACCAAGAGGAGCUAUGAAGACCAGCUGAGCAUGAUGAGCGAUCACCUGUGCAGCAUGAACGACACGCUCAGCAAGCAGCGCGACCAGAUCGACUCGCUCAAGCUCGCCUGCAAGGGAAACUCCAAGAAGAACAAGAGCCGAUAAUGUGGACGUCUGUCUCAGUGACGGCGAACAUUCCCACACCAGACAUGUGACAGGAAGCAGCUGAUCUCCAGAGGAAGCGUGUGUGUGUGUGUGUGUGUGUGCGUGAGUGAGUGUCUCUGUGAGUGAGUGUGCGUGCAUG